GCCCCGAUGUUCAACAGGAGUAGUAGUGUAGUAGCAGUGGUCUGCCACUAGGAGACGUGCUCGGAUAACAAACGUCUCUACUAUUGACUCACAUUCUUCUGCAAGGAUCCUAACUACAAAGGAAACUCUGGCGAAAGACACCGGAUCUAGUUUCUGGAUAGUAGCAGAAAAGUGACUUCCUGUGACUCCCUUCCUUAAAACCAAAGAAGCCGCUGCACCGUCUGCCGCCGCGAGCGCUGAUUCCCUCCACGCGAAGACAACGCGGAAAAUCCUGGGAUUCUAAGUCUAUAGAUAUUGCUGCUGUAUUGUACUGUAAAGUGUCUUAAAGGAGCAAAGAGUCGCCAUGUCAGCAAUAGCCACAGUGAGGAGCAAUAAAACAACCAUCCUGGAGGUUUUGAGUGCAGACCCCACUCUGAUCCUCACCAAAGUUCAUGAGAAGGAACUGAUAACCGAUCGUGAAAAUAGGAACCUUAGAAGUAGCAACAGGGUAAAUGUAGAAGAGCAGAUGAUUGAGCUUAUGGAUAAGAUGAUAAAUAAAGGAGAGGACACUUGCCAGGACUUCCUGAACCUCCUGCAAACUGACAAGGACAUCAGGUCCACGUAUCCUAAGCUGCAGAACAUACAUCAUAACAAGCCUUUACCUAAACCGGUCCAAGCUUGUUCAGAUUACGAUGCACCUUCACACAAGAGACUUAAACAGGAUGAGCAGUAUCCACUGAACAGCCAGCCUGUCGGUCUGUGUCUGAUUAUGAACAACGAGAACUUCAGUGAUGGGAGCGUAAGACGUGGAAGCAGUAAAGAUGCUUGUGAUUUGUCUGAAGUGUUCAGCUGGCUGGGGUUCAGAGUACUGGUGUGUAGAGACCAAACUGCUGAUCAGAUGGAGCGAGCACUCAAAUGCUUUGCUUCUCUGAGCAGCGUCUCUCAGCUGCAGGAGUUUGGUUUAAAGGAGUGGACCAACAAUGGAUUCACUGAACUUCAGCAUCCUCCUCCUGAGCACGGUGAUGCCUUUAUCUGCUGUAUACUGAGUCACGGAAAAAAGGGUGUCAUCCUAGGGAUUGACUGGAAGCCUCUCUGCAUUCAACAAAUACCCAAAACCUUCAAGGCAACUGACCAAUCAGCCCUUACUGGCAAGCCCAAGGUGUUCCUAAUCCAGGCCUGUCAGGGACCAGACAUACAGAAAGGAGUGAUAUCAUCAGACUUGGAAGCAGACGAUUCUUCUCUGUCCAUUCCUGUGGAAGCUGAUUGUCUGGUUCAGAUCUCCACCGUUGAAGAUUACAAAUCUUUCAGACAUGUGAUUGAUGGGAGCUGGUUUGUCCAGUCUGUGUGUAAACAGCUUAAGGAGGGCUGUCCAAGAGGUGAUGACAUCUUAACGAUCCUUUGCCGUGUGAACGAUGAGGUGAGCAAGAAGGAGGGCCCCAGUUCUCAGAUUGGUAAAGAGAAGCAGAUGUCUGUAAUCAGCAGAGUCACCUUGAGGAAGACACUUGUGCUGUCGCCACACACACAGCUGACACAUCAAUAAUUCAAACAAGCUGCCUUCAUAGUAAACAGUAGGGCAUGAAAAUGUUUGUUCCCUGUUUUUGUUUUUCUAAAUAUUUGGGCUUUUACCAAAAUAAGGCAGACAGUACUGUGUGAUUGAAACAUUGGCAGCUCCAUGUUUUAAUUAGAGGGUUAUGUAGUCGUUGCAGAUUUACAUUUAAUGAUGAUAAGAACACAAUCACAGGUGCUAAAUUCUGUCAUUUAUUAUUAAUAAAUAAUUACUGAUAUAUUUUUUCAAAUACAGUUUGCGACUGUAAAGAGAAAUGUUUUGUACUUUUUAGUAAACAUUGUUUGUAUUUGUGCAUGUGUUUGUGAUAUUAUUCAGCCACAUCACAGCUUCAACAGGAGCAAAUAAAGAAAUAUAUAAUGUG
Messenger RNA from Betta splendens (Siamese fighting fish), 1907 nucleotides. RefSeq names its product caspase-3-like. Bases 344 to 1519 code for a protein of 391 amino acids. Gene Ontology annotation, molecular function: cysteine-type endopeptidase activity. Gene Ontology annotation, biological process: regulation of apoptotic process; proteolysis. NCBI's taxonomy places the organism in Eukaryota, Metazoa, Chordata, Actinopteri, Anabantiformes, Osphronemidae. The record is from RefSeq and is a predicted model, not a curated record. The transcript is spliced from 6 exons.